Molecule: messenger RNA, 502 nt
Organism: Rattus norvegicus (Norway rat)
Lineage: Eukaryota; Metazoa; Chordata; Mammalia; Rodentia; Muridae
Gene: Fdpsl1
Product: farnesyl diphosphate synthase like 1
Source: RefSeq, a predicted model, not a curated record
GGCCACUCUAGCAUUUAUCAUGUUUAAGAUAGAGUCCUGUACAGCUUUCUACUCUUUCUACCUCCCUAUCGCAGCUGCCAUGUACAUGGCUGGAUUCGAUAGGGAGAAGGAACAUGCUAAUGCUCUAAAGAUCCUGCUGGAGAUGGGCAAGUUCUUCCAGAUCCAGGAUGACUACCUUGAUCUCUUUGGAGACCCCAGUGUGACGGGAAAGGUCGACACUGACAUCCAGGACAACAAAUGCAGCUGGCCGGUGGUUCAGUGUCUCCUACGAGCCACUUCUCAGCAACACCAGAAAGUAGAGGAGAAUUAUGGGCAGAAGGACCCAGAAAAAGUGGCGCAGGUGAAAGCACUGUAUGAGGCGCUGGAUCUGCAGAAUGUGUUCUUCAAGUACGAGGAAGACAGUUACAACCACCUCAAGAGUCUCAUAGAGCAGUGCUCUGUGCCCCUGUCCCCAUCCAUCUUCCUAGAACUAGCAAAGAAGAUCUACAAGUGGAGAAAGUGA